CAACCCUUCAACCUCCACCAAAAUCUCGCCGACCCGGAGCCUUUCGCUCUUGAUACCUCUGACCCUGGAUUGACGACUUCAACACCCGACACCAUGGCCAUUGCCAUGGGCUGGCAGAAACCCGACAAUGUCGCGGGCUCGUCGGCGCCGGCCAUCAUGGUCGGUCUCUUCGUUGCCUCUGGCGGGUUGCUGUUCGGCUACGAUACUGGGUAAGACUGACCACCAUUUUCUUUUGACUUUGGAUGCCUUUGGAUAUGGAUGGAUCACGACAUACGAUUCUCGAAGUCGCUACACCAACGAUGUUGCUCAUGAGGGAGAUACCGGGACCCAUCGACGAUACUUUAUUCGAUUUGACGAUGCGACGACUGCCACGGACUCGUGUGACAUGCAUGACGAAGCCAUCACCACAUAUAUCUCAAAAGAACGCAAGGCAAUAUCGCCGGAGGAAGUGCAAGAAGGAAAGCGAAACAAGGGCGAUGUACGAAACGGCAGCGACUUGUCUCGACGAACCUCCCACGAGAAACUCCGACUCGAUUCUCCGACCACGGACUUGUCCAUACCAGCCCAUUUCAUCGCGUCACAUCAUUUUGACAGCCAGAAACUAACCAUAUCUCUUCACAGAGCCAUCAACGGCAUCCUUGCCAUGACAGAGUUCAAGGAACAAUUCGGAAAGCACACAAAUUGCCACGACGAAAAGGGCGCCCUCGACAUUUGUACAAAAGACUCAUCUAUUAUCGUCGCCAUCCUCAGCGCUGGCACUGCCCUCGGUGCUCUACUUGCUGCACCCACUGGCGAUUCUCUAGGCCGUCGCAAGACCCUUCUUGUGGCCGUGGGCAUCUUCUGCCUCGGUGCCAUCUUCCAAGUUUGCGCUAACAAUAUAGAUUUGUUACUGGUUGGGAGAUUUCUCGCUGGCAUUGGUGUCGGCCUCAUUUCGGUCCUUGUUCCAUUAUAUCAGUCUGAAAUGGCACCAAAAUGGAUCAGAGGUACCCUCGUCUGCGCAUAUCAACUAUCAAUUACAAUUGGCCUCUUCUCCGCCUCUGUAGUCAACAUUCUCGCCUCUAAACUCAAAGAUUCCUCCGCUUAUCGUAUCCCUCUCGGCCUUCAGAUUGUGCCAGCCAUUAUUCUUACCGGCGGCUUAUUAUUACUACCGGAAACACCCCGUUUCCUUGUUAAGAAGGGCCUUCACGCCGAAGCCGGUCUUUCACUCAGUCGACUUCGACGACUAGACAUUACACAUCCAGCGCUCGUUGACGAACUGCAAGAAAUGAUAGCAAACCACCAAUACGAAUUAACAUUAGGACCCGACAGUUAUAAAGACAUCUUUAUUGGUUCCCCACACCUUGGUCGACGAACAUUUACUGGUUGCGGUCUCCAGAUGCUUCAACAGCUCACCGGUAUUAACUUCAUAAUGUACUACAGCACAUCCUUCUUUGACGGUGCCGGCGUCGAGAGCCCAUACACCAAAUCGCUUAUUAUCAACGUCAUCAAUGUUGUCUCGACAAUACCAGGCCUGUUGGUUAUCGAACGCUGGGGUCGACGAAAGCUUUUGAUGAUCGGAGCCAUUGGAAUGGCCGGCUGCCAACUCCUUAUGGCGUCUUUCGAUACUGCGACAGGGCAGAGUUACGAGAAAGCAUCGCAGACCAUUCUCAUCACAUUCUGUGCUAUCAACAUCUUCUUCUUCGCUGCUUCUUGGGGACCCGUGGUGUGGGUCGUAACAUCAGAGAUUUAUCCCCUCAAAGUCCGUGCAAAGGCCAUGUCGGUUUCAACAGCGUCAAACUGGCUUCUCAACUUUGGUAUCGGCUACAGUGUACCUUUCUUGGUUGGAUCAGGGCCAGGCAACGCCUCCUUUGGGCCAAAAAUUUUCUUCAUUUGGGGCGCCUUUUGCAUUCUGGCGGUCUUCUUUGUGUGGUGUAACGUGUACGAAACAAGUAAGAUCAGCCUGGAACAGAUCGACGAGAUGUACGAACGAGUGAACCACGCAUGGAAUAGCAAGUCAUUCGAACCGAGCUGGAGUUUCCAGCAGAUGCUCAACGAUGGUUGGUCACCGAGCGCCCAACCACCUGCAGGCCACGAGCUGCAAACAACGACGACUGCAUCAAGCGCAGACACAACUUUGGGUGACGGUGACGCAUCAUCAAUCACCGUGAAUCAGAACAAUAACAACAACGGUUCAUCGCCUAGUAACAACAACAACAACAAUGACCAGAACAAGGGUCCACCGCCGAUGGCCAUGGCCAAUGUCGACUUCAGCUAUUAGGCUCCACGUCGCCGAAUUGUUUGUCUAAAUUGCGUGUCUUUUGCCUGGACGUCACAUAAGGAAUCAGCGAUGGAGUUCAUGACGAGGUGGAGUUUGUGGGGUUUACGCGUUAUUGUCAUGGUCAUUGAUGAUUUCAUUCUCAUUUUAUAUGGAUUCUGUUUCUUUGUUUGUUGCCCAUCACAUCAACUCAAAUCGUCCCUCAGCCUGGGGCUACGGAUGGACUAUCGGUACUGGGGACUUGGCUGGGCUGGAUACCAAACUCUUGGCUCUUGGACAUCUUUUUCAUGAUUUACCUACCAUCUUUUUCAGGGAGUCACAGUGUUUUACAUCGUCGAUGAAUGGAUGCCCGGAUACCCUGUGGGCAGCGGCUAAUAGUCGAGAGGAGCGAAGUGACGGCGCAUGGCCACGGAUGGAUUUCUUGGGGUUACAGAAAGGCUUGAUAUCGAUCUGAUUACCUGUCAGCUACCAAAUACCAGCAUUUUUGAGCAUCUAAUACGCUUUGUACUGUCUAUCAAUCCCUUGUGAGAUCC
Molecule: messenger RNA, 2787 nt
Organism: Fusarium odoratissimum NRRL 54006
Lineage: Eukaryota; Fungi; Ascomycota; Sordariomycetes; Hypocreales; Nectriaceae
Exons: 2
Coding region: 128-2257 (709 amino acids)
Biological process (GO): transmembrane transport; carbohydrate transport
Cellular component (GO): membrane
Molecular function (GO): carbohydrate:proton symporter activity
Source: RefSeq, a predicted model, not a curated record